UCGUCAGACACACGCGGCGUGGCAGCGUGCCAGUAUUGACACUCCCACGGACGCGCGCGCGCGGUGACCCGGCGAGCGGGACACUUUUUGCAGCGUGCGGGCUAUAAGGAGAGGGAGUGGCGCUCUGGAGAGCAGUGAGGAGAGGAACUCCACACGCAGACAGCGACACGGCAGCGCCCGGGAUAACGUGAUUAGCGCUCUAUUAAGUCCGCUGCCGAGCGCAACUAGAUGCAGCGCAGAGACCAUAGAGAGUGGAGGGAGAAGAGGCGCAGGGGAAACGCUUCAUCCGGCACAUGGAUCUUCUUUGCCUCCUCUUGAUUUGCCCAAAGAAGUUCCCCGGUCGCACUAUUUUAGUGCCCUGGCACUGGAGAGCCGCUGUCAUCGCUCCUUGUUUUAGAUAAAGUGUCGUCUUUUAAAGUAUCCCUCACAAUGAGGAGGAAAAAUCUGGGAAAGUCUCACAGGAGUGAUUCAGUCUCUUCUCCUCUCAGCUCUCCUGGGAACCACUAGUUCUUUCCUUCCUGGCGGAUGAUAUUUGUAACCUCAGGUGAACUCUUAAAGGAAGUGGGCCAAACCGCCACCAUGGCGGACAGCAAUAGCACCAACCAGAGCUUACCUAGCUUGGCCCCUUACAGCCUACGGAUAGCCCUGCCACUGCUCGUGGGCUUCAUGAUCCUGCUCAUAGUGUUCGGUAACGUCCUGGUGGUCAUUGCUGUGUUUACAAGCCGGGCUUUGCGAGCCCCACAGAACUUGUUCCUGGUUUCCCUGGCCUCGGCGGACAUUCUGGUGGCCACCCUCGUGAUGCCCUUCUCCCUGGCCAACGAACUCAUGGGAUAUUGGUACUUCGGCGAUGUAUGGUGUGAGAUUUACCUCGCGCUCGAUGUUCUUUUCUGCACCGCGUCCAUCACCCAUCUGUGCGCGAUCAGCUUAGACCGCUACUGGUCCAUCACACAGGCCAUCGAGUACAACCUGAAGAGGACGCCUCGCCGCAUCAAGUGCAUCAUCUUUAUAGUUUGGGUUAUUGCUGCAGUUAUCUCAUUCCCGCCACUUAUCACAAUGGAGAAAAACAACAACGAGGCAUACCCCGAGUGCAAGAUCAAUGACCAAAAAUGGUACGUCAUCUCCUCCUGCAUCGGAUCCUUCUUCCUACCGUGCGUCAUCAUGGUACUGGUCUACGUACGGAUCUACCAAAUCGCCAAAAAAAGGACACGGGCGCCACCCGGAGACCGGAAGCCAAAUGCCGUUUUGAAGUCACCUAAUACUCCUCCUGCAAAUGGGAAGGAGAAUGGCGCAGGCGACGACAAGGACCGCCUCUGUCACGAGAAACUGAACGGUGAACAGGCCAUAGAGCUCCAGGGAGUUGGAGGACACAGGAAGGCAGAGGAGGCAAAAGGCGAGAUCAAUGGAGUGGACCUCGAGGACUCAUCGUCCUCUGACCAUAAAGUGAAUAAUCCAUGCUCCAUUAGAAAGAAAACAAACAAGGGGAAACCCAGAUUGAGUCAAAUCAAACCAGGGGAUUCCAACGUCCAAAAGCAAGAGUCGAACACCAAAGGCAGCCGCUGGAAAGGUCGUCAAAAUCGUGAGAAACGUUUCACCUUCGUCUUGGCAGUGGUCAUUGGUGUCUUUGUCAUUUGUUGGUUUCCUUUUUUCUUUACUUACAUGCUGAAAACUCUUUGCAUAUCCUGCAACGUGCCUGCAACCUUGUUCAAGUUCUUCUUCUGGUUCGGCUACUGCAACAGUGCCCUGAACCCUUUGAUAUAUACUGUUUUCAACAACGACUUCAGGAGGUCGUUCAAAAAGAUACUGUGCAAGAGGGACACCAGGAGAUACGUAUGACUCCAGCUUUGCAUCCUUGUAUAUUAUAUAUAUAUAUAUAUAUAUAUAUAUAUAUAUAUAUAUAUAUAUAUAUAUAGGGAUAUAUAUAUAUAUAUUGUGCAUCCAUUGUAAAACAGUAUGCCCAUUGUGCAUGAACCUGCAAUCUGUGAUCGCUCAGGAAGGUGUUUAUCUGCAGACUCUUCCUUCCCUUUGAAUGCAUCCACCUGUCACAGCUUUAUCACCACGAUGGAGAUCACAGAGAAAACCACAGUAAGAUCAUAUUUUUAUUGUAUCUGCUUUUUUUUUUUU
This is a messenger RNA of Xiphophorus couchianus (Monterrey platyfish), 2121 nucleotides long. RefSeq names its product adrenoceptor alpha 2A (gene adra2a). NCBI's taxonomy places the organism in Eukaryota, Metazoa, Chordata, Actinopteri, Cyprinodontiformes, Poeciliidae. The coding region runs from base 526 to 1833 and encodes 435 amino acids. Gene Ontology annotation, biological process: G protein-coupled receptor signaling pathway. Gene Ontology annotation, cellular component: plasma membrane. The transcript is spliced from 2 exons. The record is from RefSeq and is a predicted model, not a curated record. Gene Ontology annotation, molecular function: alpha2-adrenergic receptor activity; epinephrine binding.